Molecule: messenger RNA, 1275 nt
Organism: Colletotrichum karsti
Lineage: Eukaryota; Fungi; Ascomycota; Sordariomycetes; Glomerellales; Glomerellaceae
Product: phosphotyrosyl phosphatase activator
Exons: 1
Coding region: 1-1275 (424 amino acids)
Biological process (GO): mitotic spindle organization
Cellular component (GO): nucleus; cytoplasm; protein phosphatase type 2A complex
Molecular function (GO): peptidyl-prolyl cis-trans isomerase activity; protein tyrosine phosphatase activator activity
Source: RefSeq, a predicted model, not a curated record
AUGGCCUCAGUCAAUCCAUCAAUCCAUUUCAGUGCGCAAACUGCGCCUUUGAGCAAGAAAAUCCCCAAACUCGAACCUCGCCGUCGUCGGGGAGCUCCCUCCAACCCUACUCCUCGCCCCGAGACCCCAGCGUUGCCAUUACCCCCCGACCUCCGCGAUCAUGCCUACCAGACGCCCUCAAGACGGAUUCUCUCCCAGAAAGACCACGAGCUGUUUUUGUCCUCGUCUAGUUAUAAUUUGAUCCUGGCAUUCGUCUUUGGCCUCUCCGAGUCCGUUGAAGACACGCCUCGCUCGGUUGUCAAGGACGACGACCUAAGCCCGGCAGUACGAUCGAUCCUGCGCAUUCUCGACGAAGUGGAUGCUCUGGUGAAGGAGUCGCCACCCGACGACCAAGGAGGAUCACGGUUUGGGAACAAGGCCUUUCGCACAUUCCUGGACCUGGUGAAAGACAAGGCAGCAGGAUGGCAGAAACAACUUGGCGUUACUGACGCGGCGAGCGAUGAGACCGCGGUCUACUUGGAGCACUCCUUUGGAAACCGGAUGCGCAUCGACUACGGCUCUGGGCACGAACUCAACUUCAUCAUGUGGCUUCUCUGCCUGUACCAGCUCCAGCUACUCACCAAGGACGACUUCAGACCAUUGGUGCUCGAGGUCUUCAACCGGUACCUCGAGCUUAUGCGAAACGUCCAGUUGACCUACUACCUGGAACCCGCGGGAUCGCACGGCGUGUGGGGCCUUGACGAUUAUCAGUUUCUCCCGUUCCUGUUCGGGGCCUCGCAGCUUUUACACCACCCAUUCAUUACACCAUUAGCGAUUCAUCAAGAGCUGACGUUGGAGGAGUUCGGAGCCGAUUUUCUCUAUCUAGGCCAGGUAAACUUCGUCAACGGGACGAAGACGGUCAAAGGAUUGCGGUGGCACAGCCCCAUGCUGGAUGAUAUCUCAGCAGCCAAGUCUUGGACCAAAGUUGAAGGCGGUAUGCGCCGCAUGUUUGUGGCCGAAGUGUUGAAGAAACUGCCCGUCAUGCAGCACUUCCUUUUUGGCUCGUUGGUUCCGGCGGUAGACGGUAUGAGCACGGAGCAGGACUUUGGGCUGGGACAUGAACAAGAUGAAGUGGAGGGAGGGGAGAUUUCAGCUCAAGACAUCGGCGAACACAAGCAUCAGCACGUAGGCUGGGGCGACUGCUGCGGUAUAAAAGUACCGAGCAGUAUCGCUGCCGCUCAGGAGAUGAAGAAGAGGGGCGCCCACGAGUCUCUGCGCAGGAUACCCUUUGACUAG